This is a messenger RNA of Penicilliopsis zonata CBS 506.65, 645 nucleotides long. RefSeq lists its product as hypothetical. Lineage: Eukaryota; Fungi; Ascomycota; Eurotiomycetes; Eurotiales; Aspergillaceae. The transcript is spliced from 2 exons. The record is from RefSeq and is a predicted model, not a curated record. Bases 148 to 510 code for a protein of 120 amino acids.
CGACUUGAGAGUGUCAGGGUUUUUUUGCUUAGGGUUUUACGCACCGCUACAGCUUGUGAAUGCCAUUGUGGCUAGUUUGUGGCAUUUGGCUUUUGCCUGGUGAUCUUUGUCCCUUCCAGCCAUCCCCCAGAUUUCACUCCGUCGUCGAUGAGAUUUGAGAAUCCCCCGCGAAGAUGCCUUCCCAACAGACUUCACAAUCGCGUGCGGUGCAGUCAAGGACCUCGGACUUAUCCCGAACCGACGAUUCAGGAUCAGGAGGACUUGAAACAGCUGAAGGUCCCGCCCGAAGAAGAUUACACCGAGCUUCCACGAACAAUCUCAGCUCAAGUAGUCCCGUCUCUCAUCAUUCAAGCAAGGCCGUUCCUGGGUCACGUUCCAGCGUCGCGAGCAAGCGAAGGUUAUCCAUCCGAGACCAAAAGGUGCCACAAGGACCUCGACCACAAGAGACCACUCGAAGAAGGUAAUUUAAAUGGCUACCGCCAGUUUGAGCAGCGUUCCCCGCCUCCAUAAACCCUUGCGUCUUCUCUCCACUGCCAGUUCACCGCGCGGCAGCAUUGCUAAUUUGUAUCACCGCUCGGUAGUAACCCGUCCGGCUCAUACCUCCACUCCGUCAAUUCCUCCGUCGAUUCUACCAGCGACUCGGCU